Messenger RNA from Sceloporus undulatus (fence lizard), 1200 nucleotides. RefSeq names its product transient receptor potential cation channel subfamily V member 4-like. Gene Ontology annotation, biological process: actin filament organization; calcium ion import across plasma membrane; osmosensory signaling pathway. Gene Ontology annotation, molecular function: calcium channel activity. Bases 694 to 1200 code for a protein of 168 amino acids. Gene Ontology annotation, cellular component: membrane; cilium. The record is from RefSeq and is a predicted model, not a curated record. The transcript has 2 exons. NCBI's taxonomy places the organism in Eukaryota, Metazoa, Chordata, Lepidosauria, Squamata, Phrynosomatidae.
CAGAAGGUUGGGUUGGGUUUCUCAUUGAGUGUUGGCUUGGCAGAUGGUUGGAUUGGGUUCCUCAUUGCGAGUUGGGUUGGCAGAAGGUUGGGUUGGGUUUCCCAUUGAGUGUUGGGUUGGCGGAAGGUUGGAUUGGGUUCCUCAUUGAGGGGGUUGGGUUGGGUUGGGUUAAGUUUCCCAUUGAGAGUUGGGUUGGUUGAAGGUUGAGUUGGAGUGGGUUGGGUUUCUCAUUGAGAGUUGGGUUGACAGAAGGUGUGGUUGGGUUUUCCAUUGGGUGUUGGAUUGGCAGAAGGUUGGAUUGGGUUUCUCAUUGAGGGUGUUGGGUUGGCAGAAGGUUGGGUUGGGUUUCCCAUUGAGUGUUGGGCUGGCAAAAGGUUGGAUUGGGUUUCUUAUUGAGGGUGUUGGGUUGGCUUGGGUUGGGUUUCCCAUUGAGAGUUGGUUUGGCAGACAUUUGCGUUGGGUUUCCCAUUGAGUGUUGGGUUGGUAGGAGGUUGGCUUGGGUUGGGUUUCCCAUUGAGUGUUGGGUUGGUAGAAUUGGGUGGACCCCAAAAUACCCCCAAGAUACCAAUAUCGGUUGAGUCUCCCUUAUUACAGAAUCCGGUGCAUCCUAUGUGUUUUCAAUGGAUCUACUCCAGUUAGGACUAAUUAAUAUUAGUCAGACCUUAACAAAUUGCAGAUGUGGAGAAGUUUUGCAUGCAUUUGAAGCAAGCCUUGGUUUCUUUUUUGCAAAUGAGAGACCUGACUUUGCAACCCUUUUUUCUCUUCCUCAAGAUCCUCUUCAAAGACCUUUUCCGAUUCCUCUUGGUCUAUGUGCUUUUCAUGAUUGGAUAUGCCUCAGCCUUGGUCUCCUUGCUGAACCCGUGUCCCAGUUCGGAGUCCUGCAGCGAGGACCGCGCCAACUGCACCGACCCCAGUUACCCUUCUUGCCGGGACAGCCACACCUUCAGCACCUUCCUCCUUGACCUCUUCAAGCUGACCAUCGGCAUGGGGGACCUGGAGAUGAUCGAAAAUGCCAAGUACCCGGGGGUCUUUGUCAUCCUCCUGGUCACCUACAUCAUCCUCACCUUCGUCUUGCUGCUCAACAUGUUGAUCGCUCUCAUGGGGGAGACGGUGGGACAGGUCUCCAAGGAGAGCAAGCAGAUUUGGAAGCUCCAGGUAAGGACGAGUGUCCCUCCAUGCCCUCCGAGUUCCAGGGACUGA